Suncus etruscus (white-toothed pygmy shrew) is the source of this 2724-nucleotide messenger RNA. It is a transcript of the gene TCHHL1, whose product is annotated as trichohyalin like 1. Gene Ontology annotation, molecular function: calcium ion binding; transition metal ion binding. Lineage: Eukaryota; Metazoa; Chordata; Mammalia; Eulipotyphla; Soricidae. The record is from RefSeq and is a predicted model, not a curated record.
AUGCCUCAGCUCCUGAGAGAGAUUCUCUACGUGAUUGAAACAUUCUACAAUUAUGCCAGAGAAGAUGGCAGUAAGGCAACAUUGACCUGCAGAGAGCUUAAACAACUCAUCCAGGGCGAGUUUGGGGAAAUUCUUCAGCCAUCUGUCAUUCAUGCUGUGGAAAGAAAGUUGGACAUCUUGGAUAUUGACAGGAAUGACAACAUCACUUUUGAAGAAUUUAUUCUUGCAAUCUUCAACUUGCUGAACCUCUGUUAUCUUGACAUACAAUCAUUGCUAAAUUCAGAGUCAAGACCAAUGUCUAAGUCAGGAAAAAAUCCAGAUGAUGUGGAUCCGCAGGGAACCAGUAGAACUUAUCAGAUGGCAAAGGGAAACUUACCCGUGCAAGAUGAGGAGGGACUUCCUUCAGGGAUAAAAUUGUCAGCUCAGCCCAGCCUCAAGGAAAGAGCAGAAGAUGAACACAACAGAGAAGACCAACAUGGAGAUUCCAAGACUCACAACUUGCCUCAAGAAGCAUCUGGGACCAAUGUUCCUAGGAAUCAAUACUCGGUAGGAGAUGAACAGAUGCAAAAAGGAGCACAAGAUGCACAUGCAAGAAGAAACAAUGAAGUCCAACCUGAGACAAAUAAUACAACAUCAGAGGCAAGACACACUGGUAGUUCCACAAAUCAGGCAGAACAAGAUGAAGAGAUUCCUGAGGAGGGAGAUAAACCAGCCAGUGAUCAAAGUGGCCAAGAGAUAAGGCAGCAGUUUGAAGGACAAGGGGAAAAUAUGGACACUCAAAGUUCUCCACAAGAAGCAGCAACACAAAAGUCAUCUAAAAAUCAGGAAGUGGACCUUGAAAAGGGAGUUAAAGAACACAAUAUAAUACAAGCACUCCAGGAAAAUGAUGAUGUCGGGUCAGAGGAUAUGAACCUAGAAAAAACUGCUGCCCAGAAGCCAUGUCCAAAACAGAAAUCAACUGAGCCUGAGGAUGAGAACAAAGAAGGUGAGACUGAAGAAGUCAAGAGAACCACAUCACAGGCAAAAAAUUCAGCUGAGCCUGAGUAUACUGAUACUGCAUCUGAGAUUCAAGAGCCACUGGUACAAAAAACAAAGGAACUGCCAGUCCAAGGUGAUGCCAGCAGUGAUUCAAAAACAACUGAUAUUAGAGGAGAGGAGCAAGAGGGGAGAGAUUCUGGGGCCCAUAGACAAGCAGAGCAGAGAGGAAGUGAGGAAAAGACUCCUCCACUCACUGUAAUAGACCAAAUACAGGAAGAGAAGUACCAGCAAGUUCAGGAAUCACUGAAAGAAUGGAACACCCAGAAAUCUUCUAUGACACAAGAAUUAAACCUAGAAGGAAAAGAGGACGGCCAUCCUAGAAUUGUAAGAGCAAUGGUAACAGAAGAAGCAAGGCUUGCUGAGCAAAGCAAAGCAGAGAUUCUUAUGAGUGAUGAGAUUGUUUUUGCAGCAGCAGGAAAUCCAGGACUAAGGGACCAAAAGCAAGAGCUGGUGCAACUUGAGAACAAGUCAGGAAGAGAAAAUAAGAGGGUUGAUCAAACUAGUGACAAGCCUAUCAAAGAGGAUGUUGAUUACCAGGGACAGUAUCAUGAGCCAACUGUCGCACAGAAUUAUGAGAGGCCUCCCCAAAUUUACAGAUCAAUUCCAAAGAAUCCUGAAAGUGGCUCAGAAACAAGCAACGAAUAUGGACAAAGGGAGUACCAGAGAAAAGCAGACCCAUUCACAAAGUAUGUGCAAGGAAGUCAGAGUGAUAACCCCAACACCCAGAAACAGGUAACACUAGGUGAAGAAAAUAGAACUCAAGAGGUAGUGCUACAGUUAGACAGAAAUGAUGAGUCACUCACUGAGGAACAUGGAGGAAGGCAUCAAAAUAAUCACAGCUCAGUGACUAAAGGAUCAGAGCCAGCCUUGGAGCCUAGUGGUCAUCCAGAGGAGUCUAAGGAAGAAGCAGAAAACACUAAGUCAUCCCUGGAGAAAGAGGUCCCAGGUGUCCUGAAGGAAGACUUGAAAAAUCAGGUUUCUAUUACACAAUGCCCUGCAAAGGAAGAUGGCAGAAAAGAACUACCAGUCCUGAUUGUAAGUAUCAAAAAAGAAAAUGAGACACUAGAGUCUCAGAAAAUUCUAGUAAAAAAUAGGUCUGAAAACAAUUUAGACCUUGAAACACAAGAACCUGCAACAUGGAAGGAGAAAGAAAGCCCCCAACAGUCAGCAAGGAAAGAGGAUGUUCAGCAAGAGUUGAUCCAAAAAAGACACAGUUAUUCGGUCUCUCAAUCAGACUUGAAUGAGAAGAUAGAGAGAAACCAACAACUUUUUUCUGAGGAGACAGAAACUCUCUCUUCCAACCCAUCAUGCAUGUACCCACAGGAAAACAUACUACAGCAAACAGGCAUAACCCAAAAUCUAGCUCAGCCAAUCAAAGCAUCAAGUACGGAACCUCACAAUGAUUCAUCAAAAAUAUUGUUUACUAGUGACAGCCAAGCUUCUCAUCAAUGCACUAAGGAACUCCUUAACGAGGGUCAGGAGGGUGCAAAACAAACAGCAUCUAUUCAGGCUCUGGAGGAGAAGCGGCCUUGAAGAGAAAAGCCAGUAUCACAAAGAGAAGCAAGAAACACAAAGCAGCGAUUUAUCACUACCCCAGGAGAAGAAUAUCUAAGAAAUUCCAUAUAUCUCAGCAGGCCUCACAUUCUUCCCUUCCAUUCAGCUCUACUUUCAGGGUCCUACCGCUAG